Messenger RNA from Carassius gibelio (silver crucian carp), 879 nucleotides. RefSeq names its product 4-diphosphocytidyl-2-C-methyl-D-erythritol kinase-like. Gene Ontology annotation, biological process: terpenoid biosynthetic process. Lineage: Eukaryota; Metazoa; Chordata; Actinopteri; Cypriniformes; Cyprinidae. Bases 1 to 879 code for a protein of 292 amino acids. The record is from RefSeq and is a predicted model, not a curated record. The transcript has a single exon. Gene Ontology annotation, molecular function: 4-(cytidine 5'-diphospho)-2-C-methyl-D-erythritol kinase activity; ATP binding.
AUGAAUGCCGCUUUGAAAGAACUGCGGGACCUGCCCGCUCCCGCCAAAAUCAACCUGUUUUUGCACAUCACAGGCCGCCGCGCCGAUGGUUACCACUUGAUUGAAUCGGUCUUUCAGCUCAUUGACUGGCAAGACACCGUCCACCUUAGCUUGCGUGGAGACGGUCAGAUCUCUCGCGAGGAUCUAGCUUCUUGCGCAGGAGCAGAACUUCCCCGAGACGACCUCUGCAUCCUAGCCGCUCGAGCCCUGCGACAAGCCACGGGCUGCAGUUUAGGCGCACACAUCCAACUUGAAAAGCGCAUCCCAGCUGAAGCGGGCUUGGGCGGCGGAUCAUCCGAUGCGGCGACAUGUCUGCUAGGCCUUAAUCGCCUGUGGAAUCUUAAUCAGCCGCUCUCGACAUUAGAACAAAUUGGCCUCUCUCUAGGCGCUGAUGUACCCUUCUUUCUGCGCGGCAGGAACGCCUGGGUCAGCGGCAUCGGUGAGCAUAUCGAGCCCCUCAACGAUGGCAUCCUGCCUACCAGUCAGGCACUGGUCAUCAUCAAGCCAAAAAACGGCUUAUCGACAGCAGCGAUUUUUGGUCACCAAGCCUUGAAGCGCGAUACGCCACAUGCUAUAAUCGCGGUCUUUGCUGAGGAUCCUUACGGCUUUGGCCGCAAUGAUCUCCAGGCUGUUGGGGAGCUGAUCGAGCCGCAAGUGUGUCAAGCUCUUGCGGUUUUAGAGAAGCAGGGCUUGAAGCCACGUAUGACAGGCUCUGGCAGCGCGGUGUUUGCGUGUUGUCCGGCUGAUUUCAAGCUUGACGCAAGCUCAAACUCACUGGGAUGGCAGCAAAAGGUUUGCAAGACGCUCACUGAGCAUCCAUUGGUUGGCUGGGCCGUUUAA